Oncorhynchus keta (chum salmon) is the source of this 1359-nucleotide messenger RNA. RefSeq lists its product as uncharacterized. The record is from RefSeq and is a predicted model, not a curated record. Lineage: Eukaryota; Metazoa; Chordata; Actinopteri; Salmoniformes; Salmonidae. The transcript has 5 exons. Bases 604 to 1359 code for a protein of 251 amino acids.
GCAAAUACAUUUGUACGAAGCUGAAUCAGGAAAUGAAUGUCCACUCUUCAUUGCAGAUCCCGCCUUCAUUCUUGUUCGAUAAUUUUUCUCGAAAUCUAAAAGCACAACAUAGAUUUAAGCUAGUGUCUUAAGUAGCUGAACAUGUUAUUACUCCAACCAAGUGAUAGAGAGAAAUUACACGUUUUAAUUUUCAUCAAAAACAAAUGCCUUUGAGUUGACAGCUUGCGCAGUUCGGUGCGAGACAACCGUUAACCAGAAGACAUGUCUCUACCCAUGAGUUCAGCCAGACACCAUGUCAACGCCUGGUUUUCUAUUGGAGAAGCAGAUUCAGCCUGUCUUGAUACUGUACUUUCAUUGACUUUGUUUUAUAGAGGAGACGGUAUGCUAUUCGGCCAAAAUGAGAAGUACCAGUACGGCGCUCCGGACAGCACUGGUUACAGGUUGACUAGACAGAUCUAACACAGUGUUGCCAACUCCUCAGUAAUGGAAAGUAGCUAUUGGCGGUUCGUUUUUUCAUUGAUUUUUAUUUGUCACUAGAGGGGUCUGAAUACUCGCUAAAUAUAGCGACAAAAGUCGCUAAGUUGACAACACUGCGAUUCUAGAAUGAGCUUUAUCCAUCUCGAUAGACCAGACUGCCCAGAAGCUCACCGCCCGGAAGCUCAUCACCCGGACCGGAAGCUCACCGCCCGGAAGCUCAUCACCCGGACCGGAAGCUCACCGCCCGUCCACUGUGGACAUGUUGCCAUGGUAACACGUGUGACUAAAAACAUGUCUGCAAAAGCAAAACAAAGCAACAAGUCAGCGGAUAAAAAUGCAAACGAUAGAAAUGACGUUGCGUCCAAAGAAAGUGAUGCUGAAAAAGCCAACCCUCAAUGGAAACUUAUUUCCCAUGAACAAAUCAACACGCUGUUGGAUUUGACAGUGGAACAAGUGCAAUUCCAGUUUGAAGAAAUACUUGGUUUGAAGAACUACCAGACGUGUCUGAAGGAGGCUUCCCUGUUGGACUACUUUGUCUCUGGCUUCUGGUGGACCAGGGAGAUGAACUACACCUGUCAACAGAUCUCAUUCAUCAUGGCUCUACUGCAGUUCUUACUGGACAACAUCAGUGAGAAGCAGAUGCCGUUUGUUGAUAACCUGAAUGAGUUUGCCAAGAUGAUAUCAGGAACGCGCCAGUCUCCUUCUCCAGAGGUCGACUCACUGUUUGAUGCUGAGCAGGCCAUGUCCAUCACUGACUACCUGAAGUGCAGUCUCUUUCAGAACUACCAACUCUAUGAGUUUCUCUUCAGCCAACCUAGAGAGGAGCUGCUCCUUGGGAAGAAGGUGAGACUGCCUGCGUCAUUGUGUCCGUAUGUAUGUUGA